AUGACAUCCACUGAAUUAGAUUUAAAAAGAACCUUGACAGACGUCCUGGAAGACGAACUUUACAAUAUCAACUACCAUGGUCAAAAUUCAAGGAGAAACGUUUUAGGACUAUCAUUACCAGCAGAAUUUGAUGAAACUAUGCUUAAUGGGGAAUUUUGGAAUCAACAGCAACAACCACAACAACAACCACAACAGGAUCAGCAGAUAGAAUGGAACCAAUCCCAAGACGAAAAUAAUAUCUUUAACAAGUAUGCUGAUCCUUCAUUGACUACAACUUCAUCACAUCUUAAGAAUGACAAUAACAAUGUGGCUACGACUCCCGUUCAAGGCACUGUCAAUCUAAACAGUGUUAUGAAGGUGAAUAAUCCGUUCCUUAACAUGAGAUACCAAUUACCUUACGACGUUAAGAUUACUAAUGAUUAUCACGAUGAGGCUGAUAGUAUCUAUAGUCCACAAGCUGAUGAAGAUCCCAUCGGGUUUGAUGGCUCUAACAAUCCUAAGAUGCAAUGGCCAUUGCAAGAUAACAACAUGGCAUUAAGUAAUGAAGAUGCUAGAAUGAUUUUUGAUCAUGAAUUUGCAGCCGAUGAUGACGACCUAAGUGAUGAAGAUGACGACGAAGAUGGAAACGAAGAUGAAAAUCAAAAAGUGUUUGAUGCGUGCGAUUUUGUUGAUGGCACAAAGGGUUUUGGUGCCCAAGAUAGUUCGGAUCAAGCAAUUAUGGAUGAUGAAGACGAUGAUCUGAUAGAUGAAGACGAGUUAUACGAACCUUCUAUUAGAAAUGGUAGGAAAGAAAGUGUUGUCACCACACCACAAGCUGCAAUUGUAGAACCUUCACCGCCAAUAACAACAUCGACGUCAUCUUCUGCAUUUACGCCCUCGGAUUCUCGCAGUAGCAAUAACAAUAGUAGAUCGAGGCGCAAAUUACCUAUUACUGAUACUAAUUCCAACAAUAAUAACCUGACUUCUACGGGAAGUCAUCAUAAUAGCAGUAGUAGUAAUAAUGGUGAGAUUUACACAUGCUUAAUUCUUAAUAAUAUUACCAGACAACCGUGUUCCGCUCAAUUUUCCAGGUCCUACGAUUUGACAAGACAUCAGAAUACAAUUCAUGCAAAAAAGAAAACAGUCUUCCGCUGCUCAGAAUGCAUAAGAAUGUUGGGACACGAUGGUUAUCAAAAGACUUUUUCAAGAUUAGACGCUCUCACGAGACAUAUAAAGUCCAAACAUGAGAAUCUUUCAUUAGAACAGCGUCAAGAGGUAACCAAAUAUGCAAAGGAAAAUAUUGGUUACGUUGUUUGA
Zygosaccharomyces rouxii is the source of this 1296-nucleotide messenger RNA. RefSeq names its product stress-regulated transcription factor RPN4 (gene RPN4). The record is from RefSeq and is a predicted model, not a curated record. The transcript has a single exon. Bases 1 to 1296 code for a protein of 431 amino acids. Lineage: Eukaryota; Fungi; Ascomycota; Saccharomycetes; Saccharomycetales; Saccharomycetaceae.